This is a messenger RNA of Eriocheir sinensis (Chinese mitten crab), 2152 nucleotides long. RefSeq names its product mucin-2-like. The record is from RefSeq and is a predicted model, not a curated record. The transcript is spliced from 5 exons. Lineage: Eukaryota; Metazoa; Arthropoda; Malacostraca; Decapoda; Varunidae. Bases 1 to 1713 code for a protein of 570 amino acids.
AUGGCCUUGGAAGAAGAUGCAGAAAGUAACCGACAUCCUCAUCACAUCAGAGGCCACCUCUUGCAGCCCACAUCACCACAAGUUACUCGUGUUCUGCUGCGGCUGGACGGCAGGAUAAUCACUACAGUUCUUGCAACCGAAAUUAGGAGACUGGAAGUACAACACUUAAGGCGAGGGAAUCCAGAGAUCUCGGCAGAAACGAAGACUUCUCAAGAUAGACUAGUCGAUAUUCAGCUGCAUGGUGACUGGACGGCAGAGAGCUUCACUGGAGUCCAGGUUGAUAGUUGGUCAUCAGGACAGUAUUUGAGUAGUCUUAGGCCCCUCAGUCGAGAAGGAAGUAAGGAACAGGGUACUGAAGGACAGAGACUCCGUGUGCUGCUAGAAGUGCUGCUCCUGCUGCUGCCAUUCCUGCUGGCAGUGAGGCCGGCCCAGACACGCUCCCAAACCCUGUACAACCACUUACGUUACCCUUGGGUCGCCUCCCCUCCGCCCCUUAACUACCCGGCACAGACCCCUCAAUCCCCUUUCUAUCUACGACCUUCCCCCUACCUCUCUCAUCCGCCACGCUCUACGGAUCCACCUCAUACCUUCCCUGUUGCCCCCGACAAGCAUAUCUACGAUCUGUCCCCAAGCGGCCCCCAACACCCUCCACAACAUAGUAUCCCCUUACCCCCCAGCUACUCCUCUUCUCCUAGUUACAUCUCACCACAUGACCUCCCCUCACCCCCAGACUACUCUUUGCCCCCCGGCCUCCCCACCCUGACAGGACACACCAUACCCCACGGCUACCCACCAGCCCAUGACUACCACACACCACACUAUUAUUACCCGUUUCCCAACGCCACCCAACCAGCGCUCUACCCGCCAUAUUAUUACUCGCGGCCGCCCUAUUACUCCCAAUACCCGUACUACCCCCCGUUCCCCUCCACCAACAGUCCUUCCACCACCACCACAACUCCCGAGCCGCUGAUCAUCGACUGGCCCACUGGCAGAUCCCGAAAGAUUCCUCCCCCAGCUCCAUGGCCCACCAGCAGAACCCGAACUACCAGGCCGCCCUCAAUAGCGGUAUGGCCAUCCCUAAAGCCAUCAAGACCCCCCCGCCUCACCCCAAAUCUACCGUCCGGCCAGAAUUGGCUGACGGAUCCCUCAGUGGUCCCUGCAGCGGCCAUCACCCCCAGACUCCCCACGCCCCCCCCACGCGCACGGGUGCCCUCCCCCACGACGCGGUGGCCAGGGAUCACGCCGCGGACCAAUAAAUUGUACAUAGCAUGGCCAACUGAGAAGACACGCAAAAUACCAAGAACAACUAAGCAAAAGUAUACAGCCCCGGCCAGGCCCGUGGGGCCGAAAGUAAAUACAACCACCAGUCCCGUGUGGCCAACAAGAUCACACAAUCUUACCACUGUGACUCCAGCACAGUCAACCAGGCGACCAUCAGGCAAAGGCGACGUCACAUCCACCUGGCCAACAAGAAAGCCACAAACUAACACCCAGACCCCUAAGGCGCUGUCUCCGAGGCCGCCGCACAACAAAGUUCCUCCCCAUUCAACUCGGCCCACUAGAUCCGCAUGGUCCACCAAGCCCCAGAAGCCGACUCCAGCCACCCGCUUGAAGCACACACGCAGGCCGCUCGCCACCACCGUCACGCCGCAGCGGCCCAGCAGGGCACCACGGACGCCAGGGACAGCAACGGAACGCCGGCUUCUCCGUUAGACACAGUAGAAGACGUAAAGAUCCCGCUAAAUAUUAACUUUUCACGUAAAGAAUGAUGAAGUACCGAAGAAAUUAGAGAUUUUCCUUAUGAUGUAUGUCAGUUGUCUGAUCACGACUGUAUCUAAUAAAGAUCAAUCAACCUCGUAAAAACUUUUCUUUCAGAACGAAGUUAGUAAAGAACACUAUUCAAUAUCCACCUCUUAACAGGGUUAAUAGGGCUCAAGAACCUUACUCGAGUAACAAAGCAGAUAAAAGUUAAGGAACACACUACGAGGCCUAUCCAUCUCCCAUCAUUCUUCCCAUGAGCUUUGUCCCGUGCCUAAGUAACGAGAAGCAUAUUCAAGGUUGCUGCAAACACAGACGGGAGUUACAACCAUAUAUUUCCUAAAUUUGGUGACACCAUCAAACUGCCUUGCCCAACACAGGGACCCUAGCCCCA